Messenger RNA from Ilyonectria robusta, 381 nucleotides. RefSeq lists its product as uncharacterized. Bases 1 to 381 code for a protein of 126 amino acids. Lineage: Eukaryota; Fungi; Ascomycota; Sordariomycetes; Hypocreales; Nectriaceae. The record is from RefSeq and is a predicted model, not a curated record. The transcript has 3 exons.
AUGAACCUAGACGAAAUCCCUUCUUUGCAAUUGUCGCUUGUUUCACAGGUUCGUGAUAUUGAACAGGGGCAGGUGCCAGGUGGUAGAGUAGGGGUAGGUGGCGAUGUAGGGACAGGAGAUGGUGUAAGAGACGUUGAAUUUGGUAUCAUUAUAUUGAAUAGGGACGGUAAGGUUGGAGUUGAAGACUCCAUAACAAUAGCAUACAAGCAGGUUGUUAUGGACCUAAUUGUUUUAUCCAGACCGGUCCAGACCAUUAAGACCGGUCCGACCAUGGUCUUGAGAAAUCCUCAGACCAGACCAAGUCUUGGCGGUCUAGACCAGACCAAGACCAAGUCAGACCAGACCAUUCCGAUCACUGGUGUCCAAGGAACGAGCACGUAA